AAAAGCAGGACGUUUCGUGCCUGCCAAGUGCUCCAAAACAGCAGCGCCAUCAUGCAGGUGCGCGAAUGUUUUGAAACAGUUAUCCGUGGAAAGAAUUCUCUCUCUUGGGGGAGGGCAUGCAAUCCCAUUGGCUGUUUCGAUAAAUCCCACCAAUAGCGAGAAAGAUCGCAUAUGGAAUGCCCAGCAAAGGGGUAAGAAGAUAGUGUGUACAGCACAAACGGGGCUUGGUUUUGACUGCGCAUCACAUGUUGCCUGAUGCUUGGUGCAUGUAUAUCUGGAGUUUCUGCGAUAGCUGAGAUGAAAGCGGCUCGUAUUUGCAAACGAGGUGCAUGAUGGAAGGAAGGAAGGAUGGGAAAGAGGUCUUGGUAUCCAGGAAGAGGCUGCAUCUCUUAAACAGCUGCGACUGCCCAUCUGUCAUGCCGAGCGUAUUUUCACUUCCCAAGUCCAGAACAAUAGCAUUUCUCCGCCGACCAUCAACACGUUCUAUCACAAACUAUGGGUCAACUACAACCUUGGUUAAUCAUCAUCCUAGUCCUUCUGGGUUGUGCUUUGGCCGUCGUCACGAUCGCCGGAGUGGGAAGAAUGUACCUCGGCGACACCAGUGCCAAAAUCGACGGUCGACCUUCUGAUGUACAAGCAAGCUACAUGCGGGAAGUCAGGGAAAGAAACCAAAUGUCUAUUCUGCACAAGGUGCCGAGAAGAAACAUGCAGCAGUCUUAUACUCAGUAUACGGAUUACUCUUCUGCAGCUGGUGCUUGUAAGUGGUAGCCCAUGAUGUAUGCGAAAAUGGAAGAUUGACUCUUGCCGAACAGAAUUUGCUUCGUCGUCUGAACAUACAUGACAUCCAUCUAGGCAUACGAAGCCACAACAUCAGCAUACGUGCUAUAAGCAACUCCAUCCUUAGGCUCGACGGAGAACAU
Messenger RNA from Aureobasidium pullulans EXF-150, 920 nucleotides. RefSeq lists its product as uncharacterized. Bases 496 to 768 code for a protein of 90 amino acids. The transcript has a single exon. The record is from RefSeq and is a predicted model, not a curated record. Lineage: Eukaryota; Fungi; Ascomycota; Dothideomycetes; Dothideales; Saccotheciaceae.